Molecule: messenger RNA, 3578 nt
Organism: Triplophysa rosa
Lineage: Eukaryota; Metazoa; Chordata; Actinopteri; Cypriniformes; Nemacheilidae
Product: stonin-1-like
Exons: 4
Coding region: 220-2244 (674 amino acids)
Biological process (GO): regulation of endocytosis; clathrin-dependent endocytosis; synaptic vesicle endocytosis
Cellular component (GO): AP-2 adaptor complex; synaptic vesicle
Molecular function (GO): clathrin-cargo adaptor activity
Source: RefSeq, a predicted model, not a curated record
UGUUGGUGCGUGUGCGUGUUGUGUGUGUGGAGUGUUUUGUGUGUGGGUGUGUCUGUCUUCUGUGUUUCAACCUUUUCUUGUUUUUGCAGGUACAACUUUGAUUGUUUUGCUUGUAGUCAAUGUGUCUCAUGUGCAGCUGCUUUGUAACAAUGAAAAUUGUAAAAGCGCUAUAUAAAUAAAGUUGAGUUGAGUUGAUUCCAAGCCGAUCUUCUGUUGCCCAUGAUGCGGGCAAGAACGUCACAGCUAUCAGUACACUCAAAGCCGCAAGUAAACAUAAACGUGUGCGCGAACAGCCUGUCUUUCACGGCUCGUUUAUACUCGCAUGUGUGUCCACCGUACCGCGAGUCUCUGCUGACUGACGCUCAUCUCUCAUGUCCGCUGACUGCAUGCGCGUGCACACGCAUCAUGUACUGUACAGACAACAAGGUGCACUGUAGUUCAUCUCUCGCUGCUCCGUCUACAUGGGAUUAUUUUUGUGGCUGUUUCCGUGGAGGAGUGGACUGUGAAAGACUUCCUGUGUACACACAAAGCAAUGUGCUCCAUGAAUCAGCCCAGCAACUGGGGAAUGAAACAUGGAGCUUCAGCACUGGCCCGGAAUCCCCUUUGAUGGAUUUUAGCUUUAACGGAAGCUUGUGUGUGCCCAGCAACACUCCCAUGUGCACUCCGGUAAAGGCAACGCCAGCAGAUCAGUCACCCUUUUAUUAUGGACUUCAGGAGCAGCCAGACUUGUUUUCAAGCACUUUUGCCAGCUUCUCUUCAGGACUACAGCAAGACUUAAUGAAAACGAAUGAAGGCUCCACUUUAAUGAACACAUCCCGAGACGAGGCAGGUCACCUUAACCCUGCCUGGGUAAAAGGCGAUCAUAAACGAGUGUCUUGGAGCUCAUCGUCAGACUCUGACUCUGCUCCCACUUUACCUCGCUUCUUUAUCCGCACCAAAGAUGGUAAUGAGCCACCUCAAGACCAGCCUCAGUACUCCUACUCCUAUAUAUGCCAUAAACUAGAAAGACUGAGAGCAGAAGAGAACAAACAAGAAGAUCACAAUGAGAAAAUGGACAAAGAGGAUCAUCUUUCAGCCGUAGGUAUAGUUAAGGAUAAAGAGAUGGUGGGAACUCCAUCAUUUGUUCCUGAAGGACUGUUCCUCAGCCAGAGUAGACACGGUUGGUCACUGAUGCUGAGAAUUCCGGAGAAAAAGAACCGCAUGUCUUCUCGACAGUGGGGGCCGAUAUACCUGCAGCUACUGCCCGGAGCUCUCCUGCAGUUGUUCUAUGAGAAGGGCUUGGAGAAACCUUUCAAAGAAUUUCAGCUUAAUGCUAACUGCGGCCUCUCGGGUCCCAAAUUAGAGAGUUACAGUGAACCACGCAAGAUCGCCACACUGAAGGUUGAGCACGUGUCCUACGUCGAGAGGAAACGCUAUCACCCCAGGCAUGAGGUGAUACACGAAGCAGAAGUGGAGCAGCUUUUGAAGUUCGGCACCACUGAACUUGGUGACAUGAAGGACCUGCUGGUGUCCAUUGAGGAAGAGCUGAUGCGCUUACCGGCACCACACCAACACCACAGACACUACGAAGAGCAGGAGCUGACCUUGGAGAUAGCCGACCACAUCUGGAUACGACAGGAUAAGUACGGUGGCAUCGCAAAAUGUGUGGCCAUCACUCGAAUUCACUGCUUAGCUUUCUUGAAUGGUACCUUGGAGUGCUUCCUGGCACUAAACGACCUUGGACUUCUCAAACAAGCUCCCGCAUUUGGUUCCGAGGAGGACAGUGAGCCCUGGAUGGAGAUCGCAGACUACCAUUUUCAUCCGUGUGUGAGAAAAGCACACUUUGCGGAUACGCGGCUGAUAAAGUUCUGUCCUCCUGACGCUUGUCGCGUGGAGCUUCUGCGCUUCAGGACUGCAUCCCUUCACAGUGGGGAGUUGCCCCUGUCCGUUAAGGCUGUGGUGACUGUGCAGGGUGCCUGUGUUGAGCUGCAGGUCUUUAUGUUGAGUGUCCAGAGAACUCUGUGUGAAAACAUCACUCUUCAGAUUCGCUUUCCAGGUGACUGGGUGAAAGUGCCUACCAGCACGUCACUGCUGCGACAGAGGUCUCUCAAAGCUCGCAUGAACAGAAAUGCAUGCUUGGGCUCAGGGCACAUGGCAGAAUCUCAGUCUGUCAUGCGAGUGUCCAUCGGCACAGUAAAAUACGAGAAUGUGUACCGAGCCCUCGUGUGGAGAAUUGACAGGCUUCCUCAGAAGAAUGUUGACUGAUGCGUCGGACAGGAGACUGGGUGCAGUCCUGUCCCAGGAGAUGGGGGGGAGGACCGGCCGGUGCUGUACAUUAGCCGGAAGCUCUCGAAGAGGGAAGCAAAGUACAUCACCAUAGAGAAGGAGUGUUUGGCCAUCAGGUGGGCCGUCCUCACCCUCAGAUAUUAUCUCCUGGGGCGGGAAUUCACCCUCUGUUCGGAUCACGCUCCCCUCUUGUGGCUCCACCGCAUGAAGGAUACCAACGCGCGGAUCACUCGUUGGUAUAUUGCUUUGCAACCAUUCAAGUUCAAGGUGGUCCACAGGCCGGGUGCACAGAUGGCUGUGGCCGACUUCCUCUCCAGGCAGGGGGGGCUGCAGACCGGAUGGCUCCCCGGCCUUAGUCAGGCGGUGGGGGUAUGUGGCAAGGGGGGCAUGGUUCAGCGAGGACUGCAGAGAGAGUUGGAGAGAGUUGGGAGACGAGCGGUGAGUAAAUGGGGCGAGUGCAAAUGACGAACACCUGUGUCCUAUUCCAGUAACUGGAGUGGGGAAGCUUAAAAGCCAGCGCGGUAGCAGAGCUCGGCGAGAGAGACCUGGACUACUACUGGCAGCUGAGACGGACUCUGAGGGAGCAUCGAGAGAACUUUGAGAGAAUCUUCAGUUAUAAGACUAUGUGUGUGUUUAUUUGACUGUGUGUUGAAGCGCCAAUAGCGCAACGUCAUGUGAGACGGAAAAGGAUUACAAUUAAGUGCCAGUAGUAGUCAACCCGACCCAGGCCUCUUCCUUCCUACAUCUAGUGAACUUGUUACAAUGACUUAAUUUGGAAUUUUCCCAUGACGGCUCGUGACAGUUCAGUAUGAAUACGCGUACCGUUACACCCCUACCACAUACUGUAUUUUAUUCAUUCAUGUAUAGCAUUAUUAUUAUUUGAAGUAUAAUGUAUGUAAAGCUGCUAUGCAACAAUACAAAUAGUGAAAAACACUAUAUAAAUAAAAAAUAUAUUUAAUUUAAUAGCUGCUUGACAUAUUUUACCAGCCCAAACCUACACUUCGACAUCGACUGUCUGAGAGAGUUUCCAACCAAAUACGCAUGAACCACCAGAGUCCCUUUAAAAAGACAGGCAGGUGUGUUGGAGCGGGGUGGAACAUCCCUGGUUUAACACCAACUUGUACUACACACCUGCCUGUAAUUGUCAAGUGAUCCUGAAGAUCUUGAUCAGCUGUUUCAGCCAGUGUUUUUGUGAUUGGUCGGCUGGAUUCGCAUGUAUCAUCAUACGCAGAUCACAGAUCAGUUCUGCAAAUAAGCUCUGUAGACAUGUAAGAGUAUGUAAUUCAAUGUUUUCUCAUGUGACAGUUGACAGU